Messenger RNA from Scaptodrosophila lebanonensis, 788 nucleotides. RefSeq lists its product as uncharacterized. Bases 94 to 705 code for a protein of 203 amino acids. The transcript is spliced from 4 exons. NCBI's taxonomy places the organism in Eukaryota, Metazoa, Arthropoda, Insecta, Diptera, Drosophilidae. The record is from RefSeq and is a predicted model, not a curated record.
UAUAGUUUUCCAACACCUAAAUCAGCUGUCUGUGGCGUCUACUUUUUGCCGCAAUUUCAAUCAAACUGAUUUGGAUACAAAUAGUUAGAAGCUAUGUCUGAGUCUAAAAAAAUGGAACGCAUUCAAGAUCUCGAAGACGUAUUCAAGCAACACACUGAAAUUGUACCCAAGGUGAAGGAUGCUUAUCAUAAAUCCAUUGCCCAGGUCUUUGAAGAUUUAAGUUCUUUAGAUUUAGAGCCUAUUGCUGCCGUUUUAUUGAAGCACGAAGACAUAUUACUGGAUACAACGAACUUAGCUGAAUGUAUGCGAUCACGCAUGACAAAUUUAUUGUACAAGCUAAAUGAUCAUUUCUUUGAGGAAAACGAUGUGCCCAACAAAUUGAUAACGUUAGAGGUCCUCAAGGAUAAAUUCGCCCCAUACAGAGGCACAAAUUGGAAUGUACACGAGCUCACGCCAGACGAGCGUACGCGCCCAUUACGAAUACGUCUCAUCGAUUCGAGCAUAAAAUUUCUUCAGAAGCAGUUGGAAUCGCAACAAAAAGCUCUGGAGAUUGCCUUGGCGAAAAGUCGAGAGAACCGCGAGCGCAUUCAGAACAUUCAAAAUGAACGCAUCAAGCUACAGGCACUAAUUCAGCAGAAGUCGGAGCAUUAUAAAGACGUUAAGCCAAAGCUAAUAGAACUGCAAAACAGGCUCAACGAAUUAUAAAUAUUGUGUUAUUUGUAUUUGUUUGAUGAAACAUUGAGAGAAACCAACAAAUUACUAACCUAAAAGGGUUAAAAAUGUAAAAA